AGUGUUUCACCAAAACUGUCAGAGGACUGUUAUUGUGAUUUGAUCAAAAAAAAACAUCCAAAACUAAAAAGUGCUACACUGUCUCGUCAAUUUUAAAAUGUUGGCAGAAUAAUCAAUUGUUCAAUCGUCUUAGUGUUAUUCAUUAAAGGACCAAUGCCAAGGACCAAUAAUAACUGUGCUCCCUAAAAAACGUUUUUCAAUCUUGGUUCACCUGUAAUCUGAAUAAAUGCAGUUUUUGUCAAUCACUGAAUCGUUGUAAAAGAGCUUGCCGGUCAAAUCAGACUUUUCGUACCAUCGAUGGCAUUUUAUUACGAUAAGCUACCUAAACUGACACUGUUCAUCGUUUACACAGCAUUUUCCGUGUUUUUAUUUUGCAAAGUUUUUGCAACAUCAAAUCUUGUUAUCGAUGAAGAAUUUCACCUGCGUCAAGGAUUGAAUUACUGCAAUGGUGACUUUACAGUGUGGGACCCAAAAAUUACGACCCUUCCGGGUCUAUAUAUCGUAUCAACGCUUCUAUUUCUUCCGUUUAAUUUGUGUAAUGCGUUUACGUUGCGGCUAACAUCGCUUUUAGCGUCUAUCAUAAAUGUCUGGUUCAUUUACAAAAUUCGAAAAUUGGUAACCGUAAAGGCGAAAAACAAAGACUGGAAAUUAGCUUUCGAGACCUUUAUCAUAUCGACACUUCCUCCGAUGUACUUUUUUGCUCACUUGUAUUACACUGACAUCAUAUCGAUAACAGCCGUAUUGGGCUUGGUGCUGUUCAAUAUGCGAAAUGAACAUAACAUAGCCGCUCUGUUUGGAUUGGCUAGUGUACUCAUGCGACAAACAAAUAUUGUCUGGGUCGGCAUGGCAUUCGGGAUGACGGUAAUAGACAAAUUUUGCAUUCAAACAUUGCCGUUCAUUAAAGAUGCCGACAAAACAGGCAAAAUCGACCAUCUGUAUACACUCCAGGAUAUCAUUGCCGUGGCUGGAUUUUAUUUGAAGAGAUUUUAUUUGAUUCCGAAACAGCUCAAAUUGCUGGCAUUUUACUUAGUCGGAUAUUUGCUGGUGAUUCUGGCAUUCAUUGGGUUCGUCCUGUGGAAUGGGUCGAUUGUUGUCGGUGACAAGACCGCUCAUACAGCUGCAUUGCAUUUGCCACAGAUUUUAUACUUCAGUCUGUUCACAUUGGUCUUCGGAAUAUCGAUGGUUCUAACCCACCUCGAACGAACGAUCAAAUGGGCAUGCAAAAAAUGGUACAUCGUAGCAAUAGGAACCGUAGCAAUGGCCAUUAUCGUGAACUUCAACACAAUCGUGCAUCCCUAUUUACUAGCCGACAAUCGACAUUACACAUUCUACGUGUGGAAUAAAUUCUACGGUAAAUACGCGUUCGCCCGAUAUGCCAUUAUACCGGUAUAUGCAUUGGCUCUAAUAUCACUGUACCAUGCCAUUAACAACAAAUCGGCCGGAUUCAAAUUGAUCUUCAGCAUUUGUGCAGUUGCGGCCAUUGCAUUCCAACAAUUGGUUGAAGUGCGCUACUUUAUCAUUCCAUUUCUGUUGAUCCGACUGAAUACGAGUCAAAUAAAAUGCAAAAAUUUAGUCGUCGAGUUUUUCAGUUACACGCUCAUCAAUGCAUUCGUUUUUCUGACAUUUUUCCGCAAGGAAAUCUAUUGGAGUGACUUUGGGGAAGUUCAACGAUUGAUUUGGUAAAGUGAAAAAAAUGUGAAAUUUACUUUCGAAUGAUGUGUGGCAUUUAUUUUGUGUUUUGUUGUUUUGAAAAUCUUUCAAUAAAAAUUUUUGUUACCAUAAAUU
This is a messenger RNA of Bradysia coprophila, 1785 nucleotides long. RefSeq names its product alpha-1,2-glucosyltransferase Alg10 (gene Alg10). Gene Ontology annotation, biological process: dolichol-linked oligosaccharide biosynthetic process; protein N-linked glycosylation. The record is from RefSeq and is a predicted model, not a curated record. Gene Ontology annotation, molecular function: dolichyl pyrophosphate Glc2Man9GlcNAc2 alpha-1,2-glucosyltransferase activity. Lineage: Eukaryota; Metazoa; Arthropoda; Insecta; Diptera; Sciaridae. Gene Ontology annotation, cellular component: endoplasmic reticulum.